Messenger RNA from Lactuca saligna, 300 nucleotides. Lineage: Eukaryota; Viridiplantae; Streptophyta; Magnoliopsida; Asterales; Asteraceae. The record is from the annotation of a GenBank genome assembly.
AUGAAUAAGAGCGAUUACAACAAAGGUCUGACGAUUAUGAUCGAUUUCGUUAGGGAAAUUGCUAACAUGCUUGAAGCAAUCCAAUCCCGAGUAGAAGAAAGUUUCUGCAUCGACGGAAAUAUCAUACUAUACAUAGCAAAUCAUCCUGACGAUGUAGAUGUCCAAACACUCCAUAACAUCUUUGAGAAAGCAAAAACAGAAGAUCAGUCCAUAGAGGACAACAUCUCCUUCAUGUUGGGAUCAAUCCACAAGAGAAUUGGGAAGUACAAACGUACCAUGAAAGACACAACCUCCGAUUGA